AUGGCACGACCUCGUCAACGCGCUCAUACACCCGAGACACCAACCAACGAGCAGUUGGCUCAGAACUUGCAACAUCUCACGCAGACCAUGCAAACCUUGAGCAAAGACCUUUUGCACAACAACUAUCCUACUCCGCCGCCACAGCCUGCCGGACAUCGGGAUGUGGGACGUCUAGUCUCGGGCCAUAGACCACCGAUGUUCGCCGGGGAGGAGGACCCCGUCAUGCUCGAGGAAUGGAUCCGAACCUUUGACAAGAUCUUCUCCAUCGUAGGGUGCCCUGAAGAGCGUAGAGUGGAGUUGGCAUCCUUAUACUUCAGUCAUGAAGCUGAUCUCUGGUGGGUGCACGAGGGACCCGCAUGCCUAGAGGAGCCCGACUUCGACUGGACAACCUUAAAGGACCGGAUGAGAGAGUGGUUUUAUCCGGCACAUGUCCGAGCUGCUAUGUACGAGGAGUUUCUACACCUCCAGCAGGGUUCAUCGUCUGUGGUGGAGUACCACAAGCGCUUCUUGGAGCUCGCUCGUUUCUCUAGGAUGCUAGUCCCCACCGAGCUUGCGAAGGUGGAGAAGUUCGUGACUGGACUCAACUAUGAGGCUCGAAAGGCAUUGACCAUGAGCAAGCCGAGGACCUUGAAGGAGGCUUAUCUGAGUGUUGCAGACUUAUACCGGGUACAACAGCUGCAUCGAGGGUCAUUUGAGCUCGCUAAGAAGAGGAACGAAAUCGGUGGACCCCACAACUUCAAGAAGCCUAGGCAAGACUUCCGAGCCAGGACAGCACCUUCCCCACCUCAAGGAUCAACCCGAGUAGAGUCUGGAGAUCAAGCUAAGACGUUCGCAUGCAGAAAAUGUGGAAAGGAGCAUGUGGGAAAGGGUUGCCAAGGACUUGCACUUUGA
Molecule: messenger RNA, 891 nt
Organism: Ipomoea nil (Japanese morning glory)
Lineage: Eukaryota; Viridiplantae; Streptophyta; Magnoliopsida; Solanales; Convolvulaceae
Exons: 1
Coding region: 1-891 (296 amino acids)
Source: RefSeq, a predicted model, not a curated record